Protopolystoma xenopodis is the source of this 1635-nucleotide messenger RNA. NCBI's taxonomy places the organism in Eukaryota, Metazoa, Platyhelminthes, Monogenea, Polystomatidea, Polystomatidae. The record is from the annotation of a GenBank genome assembly.
AUGCCAGCGUUCAUGAACCACUCAAGUACACCGGCUGCGCAAAAUGAUCCUCUCUGUGCCGGUUGCGAGCUCAUCUUCGAGCCGAAUCCUUGGAAGGCUUUGCCCAUCCUCGCAAUCGGCAUAAUCUCACUGUUCGGCAACGCCGGUGUGAUCGCCGUCAUCCUCACUAACCGGUCGCUACAGCCGAUACGUCACUCAAGCAAUCAGGCCUUAUUUAUGCUAAGCCUAGGCAUCUCUGAUUUCGGCUCGGCCGUCUGCUUUCUGCUAUUCAGUGCACGAUACGCUCUACAAGGUCAUGGACCAGCCUCCGGGACCGAGCUCGACUUGGGCGCCGGAAUCUCAUAUUGCCUUCUGACGGCCAGUCUCUUCAGCACCCUCGGAAUCGGGCUCGACAAGCUAGCGCACAUUGAGACGCCGUACAGCUACGACCGUCUUUGGACGCGAAGAAGAUGUGCAACCCUUGUCCUCGGAUACUGGGUCCUGUUGGCCACUCUUUCCAUUUUGCCCACCCAAUUGGUGCCAAUCCCUCAUUAUUACUACCAAUUCAACCUGGACACGCUCACUUUUGUCACUCAACAUGAGGCCAAAUUUAGCGCUCUCCUCGUCGUGCGCUUCUGCAUGUUUGCCGCUCUCCUGCUGACAUUGGGCAUCGGCUACGGUCGUCUCUAUUGCAUAAUGCGUCAAUUCGCUACACGGCCUCCGGCGUCGGCAAGCACGUCUCAUACAGCCAGUUCGGGCCAAAUACAGUCGGAGAAGCGGUGCAAUUUGAUGCAAACUUUGCUCACAUGCGAACCGUCUGGCUUGUCGGGUUCGGAGUCUGCGAGGUUGAACGGGGCUCAGGCACGAAAUGGAACUGUAGCGUGCUCUCGAAAACACGAUGGCGUUCAUUAUGGUUGCGAGGGGUUAUGCGAAAGCGAGAAUGGCGAUCCUGCUGGCACUGCGGCGAUAGGGGGUCCAGUGGGCAGGGGAAUGUUGCGUGGAACCAAAACAAUCUGCCUGGUGUUGGGAAGCUUCAUUUUGGUAUGGCUCCCUUUUUUCAUCGUGCAUAUUGCAAUGGCCAGCAAACGCAUCGAAUCGGAAGAUGUGUUUAACGUAAGCAGAGAACUCAACCAUAGUGACAACCACAAGACUGGCGCAACUCCGUUGAAUGUCUCGUUGAACGAUAAAACUGGAUCCGACUGGAUCGGCGAUGAAUUCCGCCUCGAAAGUAAUCUCACCACGAGCAUCAAGCCUGUCUGGAUGCGCCGGCUUGACUUUGCUCUGAUUUGGUUUGCAAUGCUGCACACUUGCUUGAACAUCGCCAUCUACAGUGGCACUUAUAGACCUUUCAGGAAGGGUCUGGUCAACUUGAUUUUCCCGCGGAAGCGAUACUCCGUCAGUGGAGGCGGGAUGAUCAGUGGCUUGGCUGGUCGUCGACAAGGUUCGCUGCUGAACAAGACAGGAAUGCAUCAACGUCAAUCAAACACUUUGCUUCUGGCUGCAUUGGACGGCAAUAAUCUGGGCAGUCCGUUGGCAGGAUCCAAGCGACAAGAAGGCGGGCAGUUGGAAUUCAUAGACAAGAAUGAAAUAGACAAUGCUGUUUUAUUGGUAAAGAAAGAUGCAAAAUCCGAACCUAUUCGGGUAGAUUUGAGAUGA